UCUCUUAAUAUUUUUUUAUUAAAAAAGGAAAAUUCCACAUUGAGCAAUUUUACUGUACAUGGCCGCCUCAUGAUAAGCAUUUCCUAAGAACCCAAUAGCCAAUAGACGUCACAUGAGUGUGGAAAUGGCACCUACAACGGAUACCUCAACUACUGCCCAUUCUUUCUCUUCCACGUGUAGCAUCCGUGACUAAAUCACCUUAACAGCCAGUGACUCCACCAUGCCUCUAUCAAUAAAUCAACACCUAACAUCUUUCCAACUUUGUCUGUUUGUUGAUGAGGAAAUCAACGCCAAUUAACAAAUCGAAGAUAAGGUAGAGAACUUUCAAAGAAGCAACUUGUGUUCAGCGUUUGAGACUUUCUGCGUAAUUUCAGAUCUCGUGCUAGGAGUACCAAUUCAGAAUACAAUCAAGAUGAGCAGACCACAGGAGCCACACCGCCCCUUCUUUUCAUUUGGGAAUCCUUUCCGGAUGAUAUCACCGAAGGGCUCUCAGUUGUCCCCAAGACUUCUUUCUUUAUUGAAUGCUUUUGAGGAAACCUUGGCUGAGAGAUUGAGGAAACUUAAUCCAAAAGACAAGAAUGAUGUUCUCAGCUUAACAUGGAUGAAAUUGGCAAUGGAGACACUUUGUGAGACUCAUGCUGACAUAAAAACCCUAAUCACAAAUCUUGAGCUCCCAGUAACUGACUGGGAUGAAAAGUGGAUAGAUCUGUACUUGGACAUCAGCGUGAAGCUGCUUGAUAUUUGCAUUGCUUUUAGCUCUGAGCUUGCUCGGCUUAACCAAGGCCAUCUCUUGCUACAAUGUGUCCUUCAUAAUUUGGAGUCCGAUGCUUCAAAGCAAUUUGUGAGGGCCCGUUCUUCCCUUGAUAGCUGGAGACAGCACAUUAGUUCAAAGAAUACAAGAAUCCAGAACUGUCGCUCCAUAUUGGAUGAUCUAGUGAGAUCACUAAAUCUGCCAAAGGUUAAGAACUCAGCAAAAGGGAAGGUCUUGAUGCGUGCAAUGUAUGGAGUUAAGGUGCAAACAGUGUUUGUCUGCAGUGUCUUUGCUGCUGCCUUCUCAGGUUCUUCAAAGAAUUUGUCAGAUUUGGAUGUCCCAGAUACAAUUCUUUGGGCCCAGGCAUAUUCCAAUUUGCAGACCAAUGUAAAUAUGGAAAUUAGAGAGAUUUUUUCCAGCGGGAAAUUCACAGUUCUGAAGGAAUUGGAUGCAGUUGAUUUAAUUGCUAAGAAAUUGUAUCCCUUGAUUCAGGAUGGAGUACAAGCCGUUGAAGUGGAAGCCUUCAAGAAUUCUGUUUCAGAUUUGAAAAAGGGAGCAGAAAAGCUUUCUCAAGGUUUGGAUCUUCUUGCAAACGGAGUAGAUGGCUUUUUCAAGGUAGUUUUGAGUGGGCGUGAUGCUUUGCUUUGUAGUUUGAGAAUAUCUGGUCCUGUUGCUGAUCCAACAUUAGGAACUAAUGUAGGAGAACGGAUUGUUAGGUAAAUGUACUUGGAGCUAACUAUUCUAAUGUAUACAGAUGGUUUAGCUGUGAGAUGCUUUUCCAUUUGUACUAUCGCGAAUGGCUUAUCAUGCUAUGUAAGGUGUGAGAUAUAUUAUGUUAUUUUGUUACUAGUUUGUACAAGUUUGUGGUACUAUGUAAUCUCAAUGAUAUAUGAAAUGCUUUCAACUGUUAUAUCGAGGCA
This is a messenger RNA of Jatropha curcas, 1671 nucleotides long. Its product is annotated as protein BPS1, chloroplastic. The record is from RefSeq and is a predicted model, not a curated record. NCBI's taxonomy places the organism in Eukaryota, Viridiplantae, Streptophyta, Magnoliopsida, Malpighiales, Euphorbiaceae.